Molecule: messenger RNA, 2711 nt
Organism: Musa acuminata subsp. malaccensis (wild Malaysian banana)
Lineage: Eukaryota; Viridiplantae; Streptophyta; Magnoliopsida; Zingiberales; Musaceae
Product: eukaryotic translation initiation factor
Cellular component (GO): eukaryotic translation initiation factor 4F complex
Molecular function (GO): protein binding; mRNA binding; translation initiation factor activity
Source: RefSeq, a predicted model, not a curated record
AGGGUUUCACCCCUCCCCGUUUCUCCAUCGGCCCCCUCUUGACGAAGGGGCUUCCUCCUCCGUCUCUGCAGCAUCGCUUUCGUUCCUUUUGUUUCCCUUAUUUGCCUUCUCAGCGUUGAUCGGGAUCGUUCCACCGACAGCCUUACAGAGAGCGACACGUUGAGGUAUGCAGUCGGAUCCGACGGUCAUUAGCUUGAGGCCUGGCGGCGGCGGCAACCGAGGCAGCAGACUCCCAGCCCCCCGCUUCGAUUCUGCCUCCCUCGGCUCCUCCGAUAUUCCUGUCCUCCGGCCCCACGGCGGCGCCGGUGCAGCUCUUUCGCUCAAGACUUGGGAUGCAAGAUUUGAGAACCGUGAGCGCAUUUGUUACACAAAGGAUCAACUUUUACAAAUCCGUGAGCAUGUUGAAGCUCUUGAAGAUAUUCUGAAAAUCAAGCAGGAGAUCGAGGCUGGUUUGUUCAUUGAAGACCAAACAUGGAGUCACGGUGAUGCAAAUUUGCUGAGUCAAUCACAGAACCGUUAUUAUGAACCCGACAAUCGUGAUUGGCGUGGCCGAUCAGGGCAGUUGCCUUCACUUAGAGAUGAGAAUCCUGACAACAAAGAAUCAAAUAUCUUGAGCUCCAGAUCUCGUGAAACAAACCAAUUGAACAGGCAGGAGCAACCAAGCAGCCAGUUCUCUUCAAAAGUCCAAGUUUCUUCGACUCAGGGAGGGCCUGCUGCUGCUCUUAUUAAGGCUGAAGUACCAUGGUCUGCUCGAAGAGGGAGUCUUACUGAGAAAGAACGGGUCCUGAAAACAGUAAAAGGUAUUUUGAACAAGCUGACACCCGAUAAAUUUGAUCUUCUCAAGGGUCAACUAAUCGAUGCUGGAAUUACAACACCUGAUAUCCUGAAGGGUGUCAUUACACUCAUAUUUGAGAAAGCUGUUCUUGAACCAACUUUCUGCCCCAUGUAUGCUCAACUCUGUUCUGAUCUAAAUGAAAAGCUACCCUCGUUCCCCUCCGAGGAAGCUAAUGGGAGGGAGAUUAGCUUCAAGCGAAUACUGUUGAAUAAUUGUCAGGAAGCAUUUGAAGGUGCUGGCCAACUGAGGGCUGAUAUAAGAAAGCUGACUGAUGAAGACCAAGAAAUGGAACGAAGGGAUAAAGAGAGAAUGGUGAAACUUCGUACUCUUGGUAAUAUUCGCCUUAUUGGUGAGCUUUUGAAGCAGAGGAUGGUCCCUGAAAAAAUUGUCCAUCAUAUCGUUCAGGAGCUACUGGGGCCUGAUAACAAAGCCUGUCCUGCUGAAGAGAAUGUUGAAGCAAUCUGCCAGUUGUUUAACACCAUCGGUAAACAAUUGGAUGAGAGCCCCAAAUCUCGGCGUUUCAAUGAUGCCUAUUUCAAUCGGCUGAAAGAGCUAAUAACGAUUCCACAGCUUGCAUCUCGUCUAAGAUUUAUGGUCCAAGAUGUGCUUGAUUUACGUGCCAAUAACUGGAUCCCUCGUCGUGAGGAGGUAAAGGCCAAGACAAUUACUGAAAUCCAUAGUGAGGCAGAAAAGAAUCUUGGAUUGCGUCCUGGAUCAACUGCAAGCCUGAGAAAUAGUCGCAAUACUGGUGGUUUUCCUGUAAACCGACCUGGAACAGGAGGUAUGAUGCCUGGGAUGCCUGGAGUACGAAAAAUGCCAGGGAUGCCUAAUCCAGAUGGGGACAGUUGGGAAGUUCCACGCAGCAAGUCGAUGCCCAGGGGUGAAGCUAGAAGUGUACAGAAACCUUUGGUGGCAAAGCCAUCCCCCAUAAACCCUAAGUUAUUACCUCAAGGUAGUGGUGGCCUGGUAGCUGGUAUGACCAGUGCCUUGUUGCAGGGCAAUGGUCCACAGGCUCGUUCUUCUAGUCUUGUCACGGGCACAAAAGACUCUCCGUCUCGAAACCUUCCCUUGAGGCCUGGUGGCCGAGCUUUAUCUCCUUUGAUCUCAGAUAAGCCAGUGCCAACUUCGAAGUUUAAUACUAAUGAACUGCAUAAGAAAACAAUUGCGCUUCUGGAAGAAUAUUUUCAUAUCCGCCUCAUAGAUGAAGCACUUCAAUGCAUUGAGGAACUUAAUAGCCCUGAAUACUACCCAGAGGUUGUCAAAGAAGCCGUAAAUCUGGCUCUGGAAAAGGGGCCUUCAUGUAUGGAACCUGUUAUGAGGCUACUGGAGUAUUUAGCGGUCAAUAAGAUUUUUACUUCUAGGGAUCUGGGGACAGGUUGUUUGCUUUAUGCUGCCAUCCUUGACGACAUUGGAAUUGAUCUACCGAGAGCACCUACUUAUUUUGGUGAAAUUACCGGUAAACUGGUUCUUGCUGGUGGCAUAGAUCUCACGGUAGUGGAGCAAAUUCUCAAGAAAGUUGAAGAUCCACUGUUUCGAUCAAUGAUAUUUGAUGCUGUGACGAAAGCUAUUCGAACCAGCCCAAACGGUCAGUCGAUAUUGAGCGGGCAGGCAGCCAUCAUCAGUGCGUGUGAGAAGCUGUUAUCCUGAUUUAGCUGUAGUAGCUGCUAGUUAAAAGUUGCUUGCUGCUUGAAAAAGGUUCCUACUUUUGUUCCCUAUUCCAUUAUCUUCUUUCAUUUGUCUUUCCCUGCCUUAACUAUGAGUACGAUGCAAUUUCUUCAAGAGCAUCUGUGAGGAACCAUAUGAGCUGUAUAUUUCUGCGAGGUAACAUGAAUUUAAUUAUUGAAUCAAGAAGCAUGCCAUGAGAAUUCGGUCAUCA